Messenger RNA from Ambispora leptoticha, 2508 nucleotides. NCBI's taxonomy places the organism in Eukaryota, Fungi, Glomeromycota, Glomeromycetes, Archaeosporales, Ambisporaceae. The record is from the annotation of a GenBank genome assembly.
AUGCCAACUGUAAAUGUCGACAAGGAAGAUCUUUAUUCGACACUUGGAAAACAGUAUAGUAAAUAUAUGAAAUAUAGUCUUGCAUUUCCUACUGAGGAGUUUCGUGAGUUAUGCUUUGAAUUUGGUAUUGAGCUAGAAGAGGAUACCUCGGAAAGUAGCGUUGCCGCCGAAGCAGGUGGAAUCCCUGAAAGAUCACUGUUAAAGAUAGAUAUACCUGCUAAUAGAUACGAUCUUCUUUGUCAAGAAGGAAUAUCACGCGCUCUUCUCAUCUUUCAAGAAAAGAUCAAACCACCUAUUUUUCGUGUACAGAAACCAGCAAACGGAAUAGUGGAAAAAAUCAUCAUUAAAUCAGAGACAGCUCAAAUUAGACCUCAUGUUGUUGGUGCAAUUCUCAGAGAUAUUCAUUUUACUGAGAAGUCUUAUAAUAAUUUUAUCGAUUUACAAGAUAAAUUGCACAAUAAUCUUUGCAGAAAACGUACACUUGUUGCUAUUGGAACUCAUGAUCUUGACACAAUCAAAGGUCCCUUUACUUACGAAGCUCUCGCACCCAAAGAAAUUAAAUUUAAGCCUUUGAAUCAGUCGAAGAGUUUUAAUGGGGAAGAAUUAAUGAAUUUUUAUGAGACAGAUAAACAUCUUGGAAAAUUCCUUCAUAUUAUUCGCGAUUCUCCUAUUUAUCCGGUGAUCUAUGACGCAAAUAGAGUUGUUUGUUCUUUACCACCCAUCAUUAAUGGGGAACACUCAAAGAUUACCUUAAAUACCAAAAACGUUUUCAUUGAAUGUACCGCAACUGAUUUGACUAAAGCCAAGAUUGUCUUAAACACCGUUGUUACAAUGUUUUCAGAAUAUUGUAAAGAAAAAUUUACAACUGAACCUGUCGAAGUUAUAUAUCCUGACGGGAGUUCUCAUACUUAUCCGGAUUUAGAACCACGCGCUAUGAAUGUAAAAAUUGACUAUAUAAAUUCGUGCAUUGGAUUAAAUCUUUCAUCUGCGCAAAUUGUCUCACUUUUAAAUAGAAUGUCGCUUGGGGCAAAAAUAUCGACUAUUCAUGAUAAUCAAAUAGAAGUGGAAAUUCCACCAACUAGAGCUGAUAUUUUACAUCCAUGUGAUAUUAUGGAAGAUGUUGCUAUCGCCUAUGGUUUCAACAAUAUUCCAAAGACUUUCCCUACGAGUGCUACGGUAGGGAAAGCCUUGCCUAUCAAUAAAUUAAGUGAUUUGGUUCGAAGAGAGUUUGCAUUGGCUGGAUGGACUGAAGUUUUGCCAUUAAUAUUGUGUUCACAUGAAGAAAAUUUUGCAUUUCUCGGCAAAGAUGAUGAUGGAACGACUGCCGUAAAAUUGGCAAAUCCUAAAACUGCUGAAUAUCAAGUUGUUCGCACUUCUCUCCUUCCUGGUAUAUUGAAGACUUUGAGAGAAAAUAAAAAACAUGCAUUACCAAUUAAACUCUUUGAAGUUUCGGACGUAGUUUUUAAAGAUGACUCUUUAGAAAGACGUGCUCGGAAUGAAAGGAGAGUCUGUGCUAUAUAUAGCAGCAAAACAUCGGGAUUUGAGGUAAUUCAUGGAUUAUUGAAUUAUCUCUUGGAAAUGCUUCAUGUCAAAUUAAUUUCGCCAUCUGAAGAUGAAAGUGAUCCAACCUUCUUCCCAAAACGUAGCGCCGAUAUUUUCUUACGAAAUGUCUCUAAUACGACCACCACAAAGAUUGGUAGUUUUGGUAUCAUACAUCCUAAUGUAUUAGAAAAUUAUGAAUUGUUCGUGGCGGAUGGAGUUUUUUUUGCAGAGUUGAAUGAAUUCUUUACACGAGAAUUAGCCGAAGAGGGUUAUUCCGGGGUGGAAGUGCGAGUUACCCCUGCACGGACGGAACUUAUUAUACGUGCUACUCACACACAAGAAGUGCUUGGUGAAAGAGGACGUCGAAUCCGUGAACUUACUGCUUUAAUUCAAAAAAGAUUCAAAUUCCCGGAAAAUACCGUGGAACUUUACGCGGAAAAAGUACAAAAUCGUGGUCUUUGUGCUAUUGCUCAAUGUGAAUCACUUCGUUAUAAAUUACUUGCUGGACUUGCUGUGAGAAGAGCUUGUUAUGGCGUGCUUCGUUUCAUCAUGGAAUCCGGUGCAAAGGGAUGUGAAGUGGUGGUUUCUGGUAAAUUAAGGGCUGCUCGUGCAAAAUCCAUGAAAUUUGUUGAUGGAUUCAUGAUACAUUCUGGUCAACCAAUUCGUGAUUACGUUGACACCUCAGUGCGUCAUGUUAUGUUAAGACAAGGUGUAUUGGGUAUCAAAGAAUGGGAUCCAACUGGAAAAGUCGGUCCUAAGAAUCCAAUUCCUGAUUUAGUCACUGUUAUGGACCCCAAAGAAGAAAAUCCCAUUACAACGCCAACAUCUGAAGAUUUCCAAGGUCAUCCGCCUCAGGAUAUUCCAGUCGCCCCUUCUUCUCCUGUUCAGAAAGAUCUUGUCCCUCCACCAGAUUGGGCUGUUUCUCAGGAUCUAAAUCAACAGCAACCCACGGAAGGAUGGGAUUGA